AUUUCUAUUCUACAGUGUAAUAGGUUUUACGGCUCCUCUCAGCGAUCUCCGUAUUUACCGUAAACACCGAAUGAAUGCUGCACGCAAACGAUAGAGACGUCUUAAUUAACCACGCAAACUCACCGCAGUGAGCUGAGGGAGAAGCGAACCUGAUGUGAAAAUGAAACUUUAGUCAACUUUAACUGCGUCACACGGACACACAACGCAUUCACAAAGGCGUCGUCGUCGUAGAAUCUGGGAAACUGGAAGCUAAGGAUCCGCGUGUCCAGCCUGAGGAUGCACCGGGCGCAGACGACAGGAGCAAUGUCUGCAUGUCCCUGCGGGCUUUCCAUGAAAAGCAACAUGUCCAUGGGCGUCCCCGAGGAAUUCAAAAGAGAAGAGGGUGUAAAAGCAGGAGCAGUGUCUCUGUGUUCCUGUGGAUUUUCCAUGAAAAGCAACAUGUCCAUGGGCGUCCCUGAGGAAUUCAAAGGAGAAGAGGGAAACAAACCUUCAAGUGUGGAUGUUUUCAGUGGUCAAUCUGUAUUGAAUCAGAGCCUUGACCUAAAGGAGUUUGAAGCCAAAGUUCUGGACUUUGUGAAGUCAAAUAUGACAGAUUGUCAGAAGAUUCUCAGAGGUGGUGGAGUGAUUGAGGAUGACAAAGACCAUGAUAAACUGGAUCCUUCGGAAGCUGCAGCCAAAGAAGCGUUUUUGCAGAUCGCUCUCCAUGUCCUGAAGAAGAUGAAACUGAGUAAUUGUGUUUUCAUCCUCGAACAACGAUGUUAUGGAGAUCUUACUGUCUACCAGCGGAAGCUUAGAUCUUGCAUGAAACUGAAGUUUAAGUUCAUGCCUGAAGGGACAGCAAAUCAAGGAAAUACCACAAGUUUCAACAAGGUAUAUACAGAGCUCUAUAUUCUUGAUGGAGACAUUAAAGAGAUCAAUGAGCAACAUGAAGUGAGACAAAUUGAGAAACGCGUCAACCGACCAAAGUCUGCAGAAACAGCAAUCAAAUGUGAGAACAUUUUCAAGCCUUUACCCCAACAAGGCCACCCAAUCCGAAUGGUGCUCACCAAGGGCAUAGCAGGUAUUGGUAAAACUGUACUCGUACAGAAGUUCAUGCUGGACUGGUCAGAGGAAAAGGCCAAUCAAGACAUCCAGCUCCUGUUCUCACUUCCUUUCAGGGAGCUGAAUUUGCUUAGACAUGAAAAAGGAAGUUUUAUGGAGCUCCUGUAUCACUUCUAUCCAGACCUGAAAGAUUCUGGAGUUAAAGACCUGAAGACUUACAAAGUUCUGUUUGUCUUGGAUGGUCUCGACGAAUGCCGACUUCUGCUGGAUUUUACAGGGAAUGAGACUUGUUGUGAUGCUGCACAGCCAGCUUCGGUGGAUGUUCUACUUACAAACCUAAUUAAGGGUAACCUGCUACCAACAGCGUAUUUGUGGAUUACAUCUCGACCUGGUGCCACCAGCUGCAUUCCUUCAAAGUAUGUUGACCGAGUGACUGAGAUAAGAGGCUUCAGUGACCUACAGAAAGAGCUGUACUUCCAGAAGAAAAUUGAAGAUGAGAACUUAGCCCGAAGAGUAGUCACUCAUGUAAAGUCAACCAGAAGUCUCUAUAUCAUGUGCCAUGUUCCAGUGUUUUGCUGGAUUUCCUCUAUUGUCUUGGGAAAUAUGUUUGCCAAACCUGGAGGAGGAAAAAUGCCAAAGACCUUGACACAGAUGUACAUCCACUUUCUGGCUCAUCAGACUGCACAAAUGCAUGUCAAGUACGAUGAAGCACAAAAGCUGGACACCCACAGUUAUAACAAAGUGAUUCUGUCACUUGGGAAGUUGGCUUUUCAGCAGCUGGACAAAGGCAACCUGAUUUUCUAUGAAGAGGAUCUUAUAGAAUGCGGCAUUGAUGUGAAAGAGGCAUCCAUCUUCUCAGGAGUCUGCACUCAAGUCUUCAAGGAAGAGUCUUGUAUACAGCAUAAAGUCUUCUGCUUUGUUCAUCUGUCUGUCCAAGAGUUUCUUGCAGCUUUGUAUGUUCAUGUGAUGUACAACAUCAGUGGCGUAAACUUGCUUUUGGAAGACUCGCAAACCAGGUCUGUAUUUGAGCUGCAAAAAGCUGCAGUGGACAGAGCCUUACAAAGUAAAAAUGGCCAUCUGGAUCUUUUUCUGCGUUUCCUACUUGGAAUCUCUCUGGAGUCCAGCCUGGUUGUGCUCAAAGGCCUGAAGUUACAACUAGAAGCUUGUGACUCACACAGUCACAAGGAAUCCAUCAAGUACAUCAAGGAGAAAAUAAGCCAGAGUCCUCAUCCAGAAAGAUGUAUAAAUCUCUUUCAUUGUCUAAGUGAGUUAAACGAUGACUCUCUGGUGGAGGAGAUUCAGAACUACAUAGACACAGACCGAGACUCGCCAAUGGAAAGGUGCUCUCCAGCUCAGUGGGCAGCUUUGGCCUUUGUGUUGCUCACCUCACAAAAGCAUCUUGAAGUAUUUGAACUCACAAAGUACUGCAGGAAUGAAGAAGGUCUUCUCAUGCUUCUACCAGUCCUCAAAGCAUCCAGAUGUGCAAAGUUGAAUGACUGUAAACUCACCGCAAACUGUUGCCAGGCACUAUCUACCACUCUGAGCUCAGCAUCUUCAGAACUUCUUGACUUAAACUUAAGUGACAACAAUUUACAGGAUUCUGGAGUUGAGUGUAUAUCCACUGGUCUCCUGAGCCCAAACUGCAGACUGAAGACACUAACGCUGAACCGUUGCAGUCUCACUUAUAAGUGUUGUGAAAAACUGGCGUCAGUCCUGAGGUGUAAUCACUCACAACUCCGAAAGUUGGAUAUAAGUGACAACGAUAUUGGAGACUCGGGAGUGCAGCUGCUCUGCACAGGAUUAAGAAAUGUCUGCUGUAAACUGAAAGUUUUGAGGCUGGCGUUCUGUGGUAUUACGGAAAAGGGUUGUGGUUUCUUGACCAAUGCAGUAGCGUCCAACUCAUCUCACCUGAAGGAGCUGAAUUUGAGCUACAAUCACCUAGGAGAGUCAGGAGCCAAGCUCAUAGCGGAAACUCUGGAGGAAUUCACCAAACUGAGUGUGGACCACAAUGCAGAAUGCUGGUUUAAACCUGGACUAACCAAAUAUGCAUGUGAGCUGACACUGGACCCUGACACAGCUCACAACCUCCUUGUCCUCUCUGGGGACAACAGGAAAGUUACCCAGGGCAACAACGAGCAGCCGUACCCUGAUCACCCCAACAGAUUUGACCACUGGACCCAAGUCCUGUUCAGGCAGGGCCUGACCAGCCGCUGUUACUGGGAGGUGGAGUGGCAGGGAAACUGGGCAGGCCUUGGCGUAACCUACAAGGGCAUUGGUCGCAAGGGUGUGGGAAACGAUUGUGUGAUUGGAUACAAUAGGAUGUCCUGGGGUUUGCAUUGCUCCGCUCAUGGCUAUGCUGCAUACCACAACAUCAAAAGCAUUGCUAUUCCAGUCCCUUCACUGGGUUCUCAUAGAGUAGCAGUGUAUCUGGACUGGGAGGCAGGCAUGCUUUCCUUCUACAGAGUGUCUUCUGAAAGGUCACUGACUCACCUACACACCUUCUACACAACAUUCACCGAGCCUCUGUACCCAGGUUUUAGAGUCUGGGACUACGGCUCCUCUCUCACAUGGUGUCAGCUCGAGUAACAUUAUUAGUAUUAUUUCAGUUCCUCAGUAUUUUCAAAAUCAGCUCUUUUAAAUUUCAACUGUGUUUUAGUAAUAAUAGCAGUAAAAUUUUCAUUCAAAUUUUCAUUCUCAAAUAAUUUAGAUGUUUAUUCUACCUGUCAAUAGUUAAUUCCAUGGUUUCAUAGUGCCAUCUCCACUCCAUGAUAUUCGAAUCCUGUUAAUCCAAGUAAAAAACAUCAAACUACUUUUUCUAUGUUAUAACACUGUAAUUCUUUAAAUUAUUUUUGUGAACUACUGAUGUCAUGUGAUACUAAAGAAAUAUUACAUUUCUUCUAUCUUAUUAAAUCUUUGUAAAUAAAAUUAAAAUCCAUAGAUUUA
Molecule: messenger RNA, 3984 nt
Organism: Betta splendens (Siamese fighting fish)
Lineage: Eukaryota; Metazoa; Chordata; Actinopteri; Anabantiformes; Osphronemidae
Product: NLR family CARD domain-containing protein 3-like
Exons: 12
Coding region: 277-3627 (1116 amino acids)
Molecular function (GO): protein binding
Source: RefSeq, a predicted model, not a curated record